AUGCUGAGCGAUCACGCUGAGCGAGCCAGUCUUUGCGUGGCGCCCCUCGAGAUACACCCGUCCCAGCUGGAAGACGCUGCCAAUGGAUCGUGCAACUCGUCGCAACAGCACGUCGAUCUCUAUCUGCAAUCCCACAUGACUCCCCCCGCCACUCCCAAUGGCUCCCAGGAGGACCUGUCGCCCGAGGCGGCCGUCGACCCGCCCCUCUUCCACAACUUCUUACGGGCCUUCUUCCCCUUCAGCCCCAGUUGUGCCAUGGCCGAGUCGAGCGUCACCCUGCCGCUUGACGAGGGAGAUGUCGUCCUGGUGCACUCGGUUCACACCAACGGAUGGGCAGACGGAACCCUGCUGGCCACGGGCGCCAGGGGCUGGCUGCCGACAAACUAUUGCAAUGCCUACGAGCCCGACGACAUGCGCAGCCUCCUCAACGCUCUUCUAAAUUUCUGGGACCUUUUGCGGAGCACGUCCGUGGACGACAAUGAAAUCUUCAGGAACCAAGAGUUUAUGAAGGGCAUCAUCGCCGGCGUCCGCUUUCUCCUGGAACGCACAAAUUGCCUGAACAGGGAGUCUGCCGUUGUUUUGCGCAGUGACUCGCUUCGAAGGGCUCGAAAGUCGCUGCUCUCCGAACUUUCGCUGCUGGUCAAGACGGCGAAACGGUUGCAGGAGUGUCAGAAGGGCGCCCUCGAGCCCCCGGAGGACGUCAACGACAUCAUCGACGAGAUGAUUCUCAAGGCAUUCAAAAUCAUCAUAAAGGCCGUCCGGUUCCUCGAUAUCUUGGACGAAGACACCAAGUCUCGGGCCUCGGCCGCUGUCACCGUCAUGGCCACCGUCGCCGAGGAAUCGUAUGUACCGCCGACGCCCCCCGCCGAGCAAGCAACCUUUGACGCCAACGGUGGACCCGGCGCGCCAGCAUCGGAACUGGGCGAGACUUCGGCUGCAAACGCUCCUGCCUCGCCCUGGGGUAAACGCCUCACGUCCCUCAACGCUCCCGUGCACCCCGCUCAGAACAGGCUGUCGCAAGGAAGCCUGCAGCAGGCCAAUCGCCUCUCUAGCGCAAUGGCGCAUCGCGUCUCGUUGGCCGGUCCCUCGCCCUUGUCCAGGCCGCACCAUCUGGCUUCGGAACGCCUCAAUCGAAGCCACGAUAAGUUCCUCUCGCAUCUAGGCUCUUUCAUCGGCAGGCUGAACCUGCAGUCGCAUUCGCGGCCCGAGCUCGCACUCGCCAUCAAAUUAUCAGCCACGUCCGGUGGGGAGCUCUUGGCCGUCAUUGACGGUGUCUGCGCAUACAACAGCUCGAGCCUCAGCGCCCUCGGUCAUGUCCGGGUAGCCAUGUUUGAGCGGAUCAAGACCAUGGUGCUGUCGGCCCGCGACAUUUUGGGUCACUCGACCACGGAGGAUGGCUCGGAUCUCAUCAUGCCCAACGACAACGCUACGCUACUCAUGGCGGCCACAAGCUGCGUGCGGGCCGCCGGUGAAUGCGUUGCCAAGGCCAAGGCGGCCGUCGAGAGGGUGGGGGACUUCGAGUUUGAGCUGGGCGAGAACGCGCUGGGAAUCGAUUUGAGCGUCCUCGAUGCCGUCAUGCAGGAGCGAACUAGGACCCCGUCGGUCACGGGCCGGUCCGAUGCCACCAGCCCUGGCGAGUCUUGCAAUGCUGCUGAGCCGCCGCCGCCUCGGCGGCGGACCCUCGGUGCGGUCGAUAAGCCGCUGCCUCGGGUUCCCAAGCUCAGCAUCCCCACGGAGCAGCAUCAGCCGCCGAGCCGCUCUCCCGGUUCUUCCCGGCCGGCGUCGGUUCACGACGACAACGUUUCGAGCGCAGCUUCAUCCAUCUCGUCGGCCCGACCUGCCCCCCGUCCUCGGACUGCGGGCUCCACCGCUCCCUUUCCAGCCGACCACAUGUCGGGCGCCGAUGCCUCAAGGAGCGAGCAAGAAAUGCACGCCUCGCGAUUCGACGUCCUCGCGGCCUCGAGUGCCGGGAGCACCGCAACGUACCUGAGCCGAGACUCGGAGGCCAGUCUUGUUUCGCAGACGUCGACGAGGGCUACCACGCCGGACCAUGGCCUGGCGCCGCGCAGCCAGCCGUCCAUGUCAGAACUGAGCAUGACGGGCAGCUUCUCGCAAGCCGAAGAGGCCGAUGAUGUCGAAACAAGGCUCCUCGAGAGAACCUAUGCGCACGAACUCAUGUUCAACAAGGAGGGCCAGGUCACCGGCGGCUCCUUGCCAGCGCUGGUUGAGCGGCUCACCACCCACGAGUCCACGCCGGAUGCUGCCUUCGUCUCCACCUUUUACCUCACCUUUCGGCUCUUCUGCACGCCGGUCAAGCUGACACAGGCCCUCAUCGAACGCUUCGAAUACGUGGGCGAGUCCCCUCAUAUGUCGGCGCCCGUCCGCCUCCGAGUGUACAACGCCUUCAAGGGCUGGCUCGAGUCCCACUGGAGGGAACAGACCGACCGGGCGGCGCUGAAACUCAUCAUUUCUUUUGCCGAGGAGAGACUUGGCGCCGUGCUCCCCACGGCCGGGCCUCGGCUCCUCGAGCUGGCCAAGCGAGUUUCCGGACAUGGCUUGCUGCCGGUCAUCUCCAAAAGCCAGCUGCACACGCUGAACUCGUUCAAGGCGGGGGGCAACACGCCGACUAUACUGGACUUUGAGCCCCUGGAGCUGGCCCGCCAGCUGACUGUCAGGCAGAUGGCCAUAUUCUGUUCCAUUCUGCCGGAAGAGCUGCUUGCCUCGCAGUGGAUGAAGAACGGCGGAGCCGAAGCACCGCACGUCAAGGCCAUGUCGUCUCUGUCGACGGACCUGUCCAACCUGGUGGCCGAGACGAUUCUCCAGCACCCCGAAAUCAAGAAGCGCGCGGCCGUCAUCAAGCAGUGGAUCAAGAUUGCCCACCACUGCCUGGAGCUCCACAACUACGAUGGCCUGAUGGCCAUCAUAUGCAGCCUCAACAGCAGCACCAUCAGCCGCCUGCGCAAGACUUGGGACGCCAUCUCGUUCAAGCGCAAGGAGAUGCUGCGUGCCAUGCAGGAAAUCGUUGAGCCGUCGCAGAACCACAAGGUGCUGCGGACGCGGCUGCACGACCAUGUCCCUCCAUGCCUCCCCUUUCUCGGCAUGUACUUGACCGACCUGACAUUUGUCGACAUCGGCAACCCUGCCACCAAGCAGAUGUCGCUGGGCACCGAGACCGAUGACGCGGGCGCUGGCGGCUUAACCGUUGUCAACUUUGACAAGCACUGCCGAACCGCCAAGAUCAUCGGGGAGCUUCAGCGAUUCCAAAUCCCUUACCGGCUUAUGGAGGUGCCCGAUAUGCAGGACUGGCUUGGUGCGCAGAUCCGGCGGGUUCGCGACGGCGACCAAGGAAACGUGCAAGUCACGUACUAUCGCAAGAGCUUGCUUCUGGAGCCGCGCGAGUCGGCUCACCGCCGAGAAAAUGAGCCACCGACACCCAUUUCGUCUGGAUCAGGGGCUUCGCGCGCGGACCUGUUUGCGUGGAUGUCCCGCGAUCGAGGUGGCCAGACCCCUACUCCGGCUUGA
Molecule: messenger RNA, 3522 nt
Organism: Hirsutella rhossiliensis
Lineage: Eukaryota; Fungi; Ascomycota; Sordariomycetes; Hypocreales; Ophiocordycipitaceae
Product: rasGEF domain-containing protein
Exons: 3
Coding region: 1-3522 (1173 amino acids)
Biological process (GO): positive regulation of GTPase activity; Ras protein signal transduction
Cellular component (GO): plasma membrane
Molecular function (GO): guanyl-nucleotide exchange factor activity; protein binding
Source: RefSeq, a predicted model, not a curated record